This is a messenger RNA of Rhagoletis zephyria (snowberry fruit fly), 3311 nucleotides long. RefSeq lists its product as uncharacterized. The record is from RefSeq and is a predicted model, not a curated record. Gene Ontology annotation, biological process: DNA integration. NCBI's taxonomy places the organism in Eukaryota, Metazoa, Arthropoda, Insecta, Diptera, Tephritidae. Gene Ontology annotation, molecular function: nucleic acid binding.
CGUUAGAAGAAAUUACAGCGCGCAUUCACGGCUCAAAUUGGUUCACGUUACUCGAUUGUAAAAAAGGCUUUUGGCAACUGCAAGUAACACCCCGUACUUCAGAAUAUCUGACAUUUAGUACCCCGUUCGGAAGAUACUCUUGCUUAAGGAUGCCAUUUGGCUUAGCAUCGGCUCCGGAGGUUUUCCAACAAGUAAUGAGUUCGCUGAUCGCGGACGUAAAGAACGCUGAGGUAUCAAUGGAUGAUGUUCUCUUGCAUGCCACCAGCAAACUAGAACUAGAGAGGAUCACUCAAGAGGUACUUGACAAAUUCAAAAUAGCAGGCCUUAAGCUGAACAAAGAAAAAUGCGUUUUUAAUACACAAGAAGUAAAGUUUCUAGGACAUAUAGUCUCCGCUGAAGGUGUAAAACCUGAUCCCGAAAAAAUAGAAACUAUAACGAAAAUUAAGCAACCGGAAAACGUGAAAGAGUUGCAAAGAUUCUUGGGUAUGGUAACAUACGUGUCGAAAUUUAUAAAAAAUUUGGCAGAUAUCACCCAACCACUAAGACAAUUAUUGCGAAAAGAUGUUGAGUGGGUAUGGGAUACGCAACACAAUGAAGCAUUCAAUAAAUUGAAAAAUCUGCUAAAGAAUCCACCAGUAUUAGGGUAUUAUGACACUAAAGCGCCAAUUUUGCUGUCAGUAGAUGCCAGUAGUUAUGCAUGUGGCGGAGUACUAAUACAAAAACAGAAGCCGAUCGCUUACUGUGCAAAAUCGUUCACAAAAACCGAACAGGACAUGUACAUUUGGGGUUGCAAAGAUUUAACGAUCGAAUCUGACCAUAAGCCUCUUAAGACGAUAUUUAAAAAGCCAAUAACAGAUGCACCACCGAGAUUGCAAAGAAUCAUGUAUCAAAUCCUGCCUUAUAAUCCAAAAGUUACUUAUAAAAAAGGUACGGAAUUGUAUGUAGCAGAUUUCCUGAGUAGAGACUGCGAAAACUUAGAUGGUGAAGAUUUAAAUACAGAAAAUUUACAAAUAUGUGCUAUUGUGCCAUUCACGAAAACGCGAAAAGACGAACUUAAAGCAGAGACCGCAAAAAGCAAAGAACUUAAUGAUUUAAAGUUAAUCAUACUAAAGGGAUGGCCAGAUACCAUCAAUAAAGUGCCCGUAAAUCUGAAAAAAUAUUGGUACUAUAGAGAAGCUCUCAGCGUUUAUGAGGACAUAAUUUUUAAAGAUCACCGAGUAUUGGUUCCAAACACAAUGGUGCCAUUAGUUAUGAAACAUUGCCACCUUAGUCAUAAAGGACUACAAGGGACGCUAAAACUGGCCCGUGACAAUAUAUUCUGGCCAACAAUGACCAAAGAUUUAACUGAGUACAUAAAAACUUGCGGUGCAUGCAGCAAAAUACAAAAAGAUAAUCAGAUGGAACAAAUAAAUUUACAAGCCGCACCGAAACGGCCAUGGAGUAUUGUCGCUUCGGACAUAUUCCACUUAAGAGGAAAGGAUUGCCUCCUCAUUGCAGACAGCUACUCAGGAUAUUUUGACUUUAAACAACUAAACAAUAUCACCAGUUUCAACGUCAUUAAAGAAUUUAAGACAUGGUUUGCUACCUUCGGCAUUCCGGAGGUACUAUUAUCAGAUGGUGGUAAACAAUUUGAUUGUAGCGAAUUCAGGGCCUUUCAGAAAGAAUGGAACUUUGAACAUAGAAUUUCGAGCCCUCAUUUUCCACGUUCAAAUGGCCUAGCAGAACGCUAUGUACAAGAGGCUAAAAACCUGAUGAAAAAGUGCCUUGAAGACAACACGGACAUACACCUAGCCUUGCUACAUCAUCGGAAUACUCCACGCUUGGACCUAGGGUCUCCAGUUCAACGAUUAAUGAACAGAAGAACCAGAACGCUAUUACCUACCAAUGAAAAACUACUCAAUCCAAAAAUAAUAAAAAACGUGAGCAAAAAACUAACAAAACUCAAGGAAGGUGAGAAAGGAACAGCAGACAGAAAUAAAAAACAGAGUAGAGAAUACACUACGCAAGAGAAAGUACUGCUUAGACAAAGCCAUAAUAACUGGGUUCCAGCUUAUAUAGUGAGACCAGAAGGACACCGCUCGUACAGAGUACAAACCGAGGAUGGCGCCACAUACAGAAGAAACACAUGGCAUCUUAAGCCAGCCACUUCAUCCCUUGACGUUAAUCCUAACUCGUCCACUGACCGUCCUACUGUUGAACCAAAAAUCCAAAGUCCUUCGAGUCCAACACAGCCACCGACAGAAACCACAACACAACAGUGUUCGCCAGAUGACGUGCCUCUGGAAGCUGAGCCGUCCACGCCCGCUACACGACAGGAUGCAGCUAGUCUCAAUCACCCACCGCGCACUCGCUGUGGACGUGGAAAUUUACUUGCCGCUAACAAGGACGACGAUGAUGACGAAGACGAAGGUGAUGAGGAAGACAACGACGACAACGACGACAACGAUAAGGAAGACGACGAUAGUAACGAAAACGACGAUGAAAACAAAGUCGAUGAAGGCAACGAAUAUGGAGACAUUGGCAAUAAAAAUAAAGACGAAUGCUUUGAAAGUUGCUGCGACGUAAACAUUGCCGGCGGUAGCAAUAACGUGCAAGAAGGAGUAAGACAAGUGUAUGUGCAACAGCAAAGAGUUGCAAUAACUUUUCGCGACAUUGGAGACACAAUUAGGCCGUAUGAUGGUAGUGAAAUAUUCCCAAUACAAAGCUGGAUAAACGAAUUCGAAAAAGUUGCAGCACUCAUGCAGUGCAAUGAUUUCCAACGGCUUAUUUAUGCAAAGAAAUCAUUGAAAGGUCUGGCAAAAACUUUUAUAAAUAGUGAGAGGGGAAAGCCUACACUUCAGAGCACUAGUGUAUGUCUAGUUGGUUUUGGUGAUAGCAAUAGGGAAAACCAAAUUAAACCCAUGGGUUCAGUGAAGCAUGAAAUUACAAUUGAUGGUGAAAAAUAUAGUCUAAACUUUAUGGUGGUUCCCUCUAGAUACCUAAACGUCGACAUAUUGCUCGGUGAAGACUUCUGUGCGCAAGCCACAAUUACAAUAAGUGCUCAUGGACUGUCAAUUAAAAAAACUGAGAAAGAUGUAAGUGAAGACGUGUUAGAAUUGUUGAAAAUUGAUAUUUUAAAUGAAAAACCGUUGAAUAUUGACGAAAAUGCUAGUAUUUGUGCGCAAAAUACAAUUCGUGAUUGUAUAGGCAACUAUAAACCUAUGAACUGCAAGUCUACUAAUGUGGUAAUUAAUAUAAUUUUAAAAGAUGAAACACCAGUUUAUUCCAUGCCGCGUAGGCUUCCAUUGGCAGAAAGACAUAAAGUAGAUUAA